CAGAUUGCAUCAUCAGCUUGCUGCUGCUACAAGUCAGUAGUGCAUUUAGUCAGUGUUGUUUUCCGAGGGAUUAUCACGUUCCGAGAUGCAGCUGAAAAGUGCCUGCGGAGCGUUGCUGAAGAUGGGCUUCCUGGGCGGUGGCAAAACCGCCCAAGCCAUGGCCCAGGGUUUUAUAUCGGCCGGUCUGGUUGACGGGAAGAAUCUCCGCGCGAGCUUCAGCCCGCAAGACGAGGCCAACAUGGUGGCGUUCCGCGGACUUGGCGCGCAGACGUUUACGGAGAACCUCCCGGUGGUGCAGGACUCGCAGGUGGUGUUCAUUACGGUGAAGCCGUGGAUUGUCCCCUUGGUGUUGGACAGCGUCAAGUCGAUUAGCGGAGGCAAGCUGUUCAUUUCGGUUGCGAUGGGACUGAAAUUGGCGGAUUUGGAGCAGUCACUCGUUCCGGAAGCUCGCGUGAUUCGAGUUAUGCCAAACAUUCCCACGUUGGUCCGCGCUGGGGCUGCGGUGUUUGUUCGGGGCAAGAAAGCUACCGAGCAGGACUGCGCGUUGACACAGACGCUGUUCGAAUCGGUUGGAACCUGUGACGAAGUCACGGAAGCGUUGAUUGAUCCCAUUACGGCACUGUCGGGAAGCGGUCCCGGGUACGUGUUUGCCAUGAUUGAGGCGAUGGCCGACGGAGCGGUCAAGAUGGGACUGUCGCGUGACUUGGCGUACAAGCUGGCCGCCCAAACGGUGAUGGGAGCCGGCAAGAUGGUCCGAGAAACUGGAAUCCAUCCCGGACAGCUGAAGGAUGACGUGGCGAGUCCCGGUGGGUCGACCAUCCACGGAUUGUCCUUUCUGGAGAAGAAUGCGUUCCGCUACAUCGUGGCCGGUGCCAUCGAGGCGGCCACCAACAGGUGUCGGGAGUUUUCCACGGAGAAAUGACCCAAACCAACGGACGCUUACAGCAGCGCCUCUCGAACUAAUUAAAUAACCACCGCAUGCAAACACA
Molecule: messenger RNA, 989 nt
Organism: Culex pipiens pallens (northern house mosquito)
Lineage: Eukaryota; Metazoa; Arthropoda; Insecta; Diptera; Culicidae
Product: pyrroline-5-carboxylate reductase 3-like
Exons: 3
Coding region: 86-922 (278 amino acids)
Biological process (GO): L-proline biosynthetic process
Molecular function (GO): pyrroline-5-carboxylate reductase activity
Source: RefSeq, a predicted model, not a curated record